Messenger RNA from Myripristis murdjan (pinecone soldierfish), 3312 nucleotides. RefSeq names its product inactive dipeptidyl peptidase 10. Gene Ontology annotation, cellular component: voltage-gated potassium channel complex; plasma membrane. Gene Ontology annotation, molecular function: serine-type peptidase activity. The transcript has 25 exons. Bases 49 to 2418 code for a protein of 789 amino acids. NCBI's taxonomy places the organism in Eukaryota, Metazoa, Chordata, Actinopteri, Holocentriformes, Holocentridae. Gene Ontology annotation, biological process: regulation of potassium ion transmembrane transport; proteolysis. The record is from RefSeq and is a predicted model, not a curated record.
AGCGGGAUUUAACGUGGAGACAGCGGGACUUAAUUGCUGCGGAUUGCAAUGAUUGCCACAACUCAGCAAAACAUGACCACGGACCUGGACCUGGGUGGUUCAGGUGGUCCCCCACGGAACUGGAAGGGCAUAGGAAUCGCCAUGGUGGUGAUCCUGGCCGUUAUGUCUCUGGUCAUUCUCUCCAUCAUCAUCCUCACACCUGAUGAAUCUCACUUGUUACUUCGCUCCCGUCUCACCAUGGAGGACCUGGAGAGUGAGGAGUUCAAAGUUCAUGACCCCUGUGUGGCAUGGCUGAAUGAAAACGAAGUGGCUCUCCGCACCAGAGAGGGGCAUGUCCUGUCAUACAGCCUCAACAGCAACCUCACAGCUACCCUGCUGGACAACAGCUCCCUGGACCUGACCACCACUAAAUUCCACGUGUCUGCAGACAAGAGGUUUGUCCUGUUGGCGUAUAACAUUCGUCCGGUGUUCUCUCAGUCCUUCACAGCCUCCUAUGCUAUCUACAAUGUGGCUAAUGGGGAUCUUGUGGAGCUUAACCCUCCGGAGAGGGAGAAGGAAGUGCUACAGUACGCAGCCUGGGGGCCUCAGGGGAACCAGCUGGCCUAUGUGUUUGAAGGCAGUAUCUACUACAAGCCAGGUGUGGCCAGCCAAGCCGUGAGUCUCACUCACACAGGCCUCGAACAGCAGGUGGUCAAUGGGAUCUCAGACUGGACCUAUGAAGAGGAAGUGCUUUUGACCUAUGCUGCCCACUGGUGGUCCUCUGAUGGAGCCCGGCUGGCGUACCUCACCAUCAACAACUCCGCCACACCUAUGAUGGAGAUACCUUACUUCUUAGGUGGCCUCUACCCCUCCAAUGCGUUCUUUCCCUAUCCCAAGGCCGGAUCAAGCAUUCCCUCUGUCAGUCUGUUUGUAGUGAAUCUGUAUGGGCCGGCUCACACUCUGGAGAUGAUCCCUCCUGACUCCAUCAGGGCCAGAGACAGCUACAUCUCCAUGGUGACUUGGGUCAGUAGCACACGCCUUGCAGUGCGUUGGCUAAAUCGUGCCCAGAACCAAUCAGUGCUCUGUGUGUGUGAGGCCACCACUGGGGCGUGCUCAGAGAAACACAAAAUGGCCAUGGAUCUAAUGCAAAACCAAAGGCAGGAGGUGCCGUUGUUUACAGCUGACGGGUCCGUGUUUUAUAUGAUCCUGCCAGCAAAACAGGGGGCUCGUGGGGAGUUUCACCACAUUGCCAGCCUCUCAGCCCAGCCUGCCAUCCCCUCUGUCCCUCCUCGCUUCUUGACAUCAGGGAACUGGGACGUCACCUUGCUCUGCGCCCUAGACGAGAAGGCUGGGAAGAUCUAUUUCCUGAGCACAGAAGAAUCCAGGCAAAGCAGACACCUUUACAGUGUGGACCUUGACGGAGUUUUUCAGCGCCAAUGUCUCUCCUGUAAUCUUCUAGACGGAUGCAGCUUUUUUAAAACUGAAUUCAGUCCCAAUCAGACACAUUUCACUCUCUAUUGCCUCGGACCUGGGAUCCCUAAAGUGACAGUUCACAGUACAAAGGACCCCUCCAGAUACAUAGUCCUGGAGGAUAACAGUGCUCUGGCUGAAGCCCUGGAGGACAAAAGGCUCCCUGAGACUCUGUUCAGGACUCUCUCAGCAGACAACCAUGAUCUGCACCUCAAGCUAUCGCUACCUCAGGGAUAUGAGGCCAACCUGCACCCUCUUCUCAUCAUCGUAGAUGGAGUCCCUGGUAGUCAGUCAGUGACAGAGGAAUUUGCCCUGGACUGGACUCAGGUCCUCGCCAGCACACACGACGUGGCCUUGGCCUGGGUGGAUGGAAGGAGUGGCGUCGGACGUGGACAGAAGACCUCCGCCGUGGAUCCACGCAAACUUGGCGCGCUUAGAGUCAAAGAUUAUCUGGGAGUUGUAGAGUGGUUGAUGCAACUGCCUUACAUUGAUGAUCGUCGGAUAGCCCUCUAUGGCAAGGCAUUUGGUGGUUAUUUAACUCUCAAGAUGUUAGCUGCAACUGACAACUUGUUUCAGUGUACAGCUGCCGUGGCGCCCAUAACUGACUUCAGACUUUAUAGUGCUGCGUUCUCGGAGAGGUUUCUAGGACUUCCAGCAAAGGAGGAGCAUACUUAUUCAACUGCCUCUUUGCUGGAGGAUGUCAACAAGCUGAAAGAUGAGAAUUUUCUUGUUCUGCAUGGAACUGCAGAUGCCAGGGUACACUUCCAGCAGAGCGCUGAGCUCCUGAACCGACUGGUGAAGGUGGAGGCCAACUACUCUCUGCAGCUGUACCCAGACGAGGGCCACAUCCUCAGAGAGCCUCGCAGCAUCCAGCACUUCCAGCGGACACUGGUGAACUACCUCCAAACCUGCUUGAGGCACAGCCUCUUCCUAGAUCCCAUAGAGGAGGAGGAGGAGGAGGAUGACUGAACGGAGAGCUCCCCUUCUUCUGGAAAGAGACUCUUAGGACUGCACCAUCUAAUUAUGCAUUACCUUGGGUUGGACUACUAGGCACAAGAGCACAGGAGUGGGGACCAAACACAUGAGAUCACCGCCUACAACUUCUGAAAAACGUAUAUAUAUAUAUAUAUAGAUAUAUCUUCUUCUACUCAGUUCUUUGUGCUGUUACAUGUUUAAGGCCCUGUUUGUUUACAGAAGUCACAAGAUGAUGUGGACUAGUAGGCUACUGAUUCUACCAAAAGUUUACAAUAGUCAAAAACAUGCAUGUCGUAAAGGCUGCAUGAUACGGAGUAGUUUACAAUGCAUUCUUCUGUUUUACAUCUUUGACUUAGCCCAACAGGGGUAAAUGUGUACAAUCUGCCUAAAUGAAGAUAAUUCAGCAUACUUAUUAUUUUAAAUGUGCCAAACACUUCACCUGAACUUUACCCAUUGGUUUUAUGAGUAUUACAUGCAUUAGUACAAUAAAGAAUGAUUAUGCAAUUGAGACUAUUUACACCACAAGUUCAGAUUCAAGUAUAGAUGUGAAGUAUGAGCAGACAAAUUAAAGCAACACCACAUAAUUAACAAUAUAUGUAGGUCUGUCUAUAUGUUUGGUAGUAAAAUAUGUUUCCAUUUUGAUCCAUCAGGGCAUUUUAGUGUUUUUCUUGUGCAUUGCAGAAUCUCUUUCUUUGUACAAACUGUUGAGCUAUUAUGUUACAUUCCACAGAGGCAAAGGUCUUGGCUAUCACGGAGAAAGCUAUCAGUCAAACCAUGCUUUAUACUGGUGAACUGCAUGUAGUUGUUUUGAAACCGAAUGCCCUUGAGUCUAGACAGCUGGUUAUUCCUUUUUUCAACAAUCCUUGACAAUAAAGAAUGAAGUUCUUG